This is a messenger RNA of Aspergillus pseudoviridinutans, 3540 nucleotides long. RefSeq names its product IQ calmodulin-binding motif protein. The transcript is spliced from 7 exons. NCBI's taxonomy places the organism in Eukaryota, Fungi, Ascomycota, Eurotiomycetes, Eurotiales, Aspergillaceae. The record is from RefSeq and is a predicted model, not a curated record. The coding region runs from base 1 to 3540 and encodes 1179 amino acids. Gene Ontology annotation, molecular function: lyase activity.
AUGCCUCAGACGCACCAGGUAUCUGACCAGCCUUAUUACUCUACCCUCGCAGCGGUUCUGAAGCUGUCUGGAGCAGUUUUUUCAAUCUGUCUGAGCUCCUUGAUCAUUUGGAUAGUGCGCCAACCAACGAGCGAUAACCAUACCUACUGCGACAUGAUCUCAGAUAAGGUGUACCAACUAUGCCACCACGACAAGACAGUAAGCUCAGAGCUUGCGAAGGAUCCAAGCCAAUCGCCGGCAAAGUUGUUUGAUAAGCUGUACCAUGAGCACAGGGUGAAGGAGAAGCUCGUUGAAACCGAGCAGUCGACCAAUGGCCAUCAAGAUGUUCUGCAGAGAGCGUAUGAAUGUGGGAACUGGGGAACAGCAAAACCGAGUAAUCUAUUUCUUAAGAUAUACCACGACGCUCUCUGUACGUUGGACAAGAAUCCUCUGGGAGGAGUCGUCUCUCCACCACUGAUGGGCAGUCACGGAGUCGUUCCCUUGACCAUUGUGGCCCCGUUGCCGGAUCUCUGUCGGCAUGUGGCAAACUGUAUCGCUCGAGCUGAAAAGGAGGUAUUCUUGGGUACCAAUUUUUGGAUCUACUCCGAUGCAUCGACCCUCGUAACCAACGCGUUUCGGGAACUGUCAAGACGAGCGGGCGAGCGGGGGAGCAAAGUGGUUGUGAAAGUGUUAUACGACCGGGGAAGUCCUCAACAGCUCUUGGAUAAUCACCUGAGCGUCGGUGAGAAGCAGUAUGCAGAUCCAAAUGGCAAGGUCCGACUGCCUCCUGCAAGUGAAAUCCCCAACAUUGACCUUCAAGUCGUCAACUACCACCGCCCUAUCUUUGGAACCUUUCACGCCAAAUUCAUGGUCAUUGAUCGAAGGGUUGCUUUGCUUCAGAGCAGUAACGUUCAGGACAACGACAACCUCGAGAUGCUGGUCCAUGUUGAAGGACCCAUUGUGGACUCGUUCUAUGACACCGCGCUGAUCUCGUGGGGGAAGGCACUCAAACCGUCCCUUCCAAUGCUGUCCUCUCCGGCCGCAAGCGCCGACAUUCCCAGCAUCUCUGCUCAGCAUGCAGAGGCUGAAUCGAAUGAAGACCUACGCUCUCCGUUACCUGAGCACACGACGCAGGAUCCUCAUUAUGAUUGUGAUAUCCAGCACGAGGCGCAAAGGGUCAACGACACGAUUCGUCCCCGAGCAGGGGAAUCAAAAACUCAAGCGGUCUCUCGCCAUCUGAAUACUACAAUUCAGCGAGACACAACCGGCGACGCCCCAGAUAGCGACCAGGAACCGCCAAUGCGACCAUACGUGACUCUACCACCUCACAAGCCAUUUCCUAUGGCCCUAGUCAACAGAGAACCCUGGGGAGCGCCAAACCAUACCAGCACCUACACUCCACAAAACUCAGCCUUCCUCUCCGCCUUCAAACACGCGAAGCACUCCAUCUUCAUCCAGACUCCAAACAUGAACGCAGAGCCAAUACUGCAGGCUCUACUUGACGCAGUCCGUCGCGGUGUCACCGUCACAUGCUAUCUCUGCCUUGGCUACAACGACACAGGCCAACUCCUUCCCUUCCAGAACGGAACAAACGAGAUGAUCGCGAACCGACUAUACCGCUCCCUGCAUACGGACGAAGAACGCUCGCGACUGCGCAUAUACAACUACGUAGGCAAAGAUCAGACCAAACCAAUCCACAAUAAAUUCAAAAAGCGAAGCUGCCACAUUAAACUUAUGAUCAUUGACGAGCGGGUGGCUAUACAGGGAAACGGAAAUCUCGACACGCAAUCCUUCUACCACAGCCAGGAAGUGAACAUCCUCCUCGACUCGCCGCUUGUAUGCCGUAUCUGGUUGGAGCAGAUAAACCAGAACCAGAACACGGCGAUUUACGGCGCUGUGAGCACCGAGGACGGGUGCUGGCAUGAUCCGGUUAGUGGUGAGAUACCCAAGGGCUCUAUUGGGAUUGACCCCGGACGCUUCAGUUGGGCUAAAGGGUUUGUUGGUGCUGUACAAAGGGUGAGAGGUCAACACAUUAAAUUCAGUAUCAUUAUCAGCAAUCUUUCAUUCUGUCGACGUGAGAGUACUCGAUCCUUCAACAGCAUGUCCUGCCCCUACGACAAACCCAUCGUCGACAUCACCCAGUAUGUAUUCCACUACCACCUCGACGACGAAAAGGCCUGGUCAGCUGCGCGUGUGGCCCUCCUAGACGCCAUGGGAUGCGCCAUCGAAACACUCUCGACGAGCGAGGAGUGCCAGAAACUACUGGGCCCGACUGUGCCAGGCACAGAGGUCCCGAACGGUUUCCGACUGCCAGGGACAAAUCUCAGCCUGGAUCCGGUCAAGGGAGCAUUCGACAUGGGCACUUUAAUCCGGUACCUGGAUCAUAAUGAUGCGCUAGGCGGCGCAGAAUGGGGCCAUCCCUCUGAUAACCUCGGCGCCAUCCUCGCAGUCGCAGACUGGCUAUGUCGCGCCUCCGCAUCAGGGAGGUACAAACACGCCGGCCCCCCACUCACAAUGCGCACGUUGCUCACCGCGCUCAUAAAAGCAUACGAGAUCCAAGGCUGCUACCAGAUCAGCAACGCCUUCAAUGCCUUUGGCAUCGACCACGUCAUCCUUGUCAAACUGGCCUCGGCCGCCGUCGUGGCCUGGCUCCUCGGUCUAACCGAGGAGCAGACGCUGGCGACGCUCUCGCAUGUCUGGAUGGAUGGCCAUCCGAGCAGGGUGUACAGGACGGGCGCGAACACGAUUCCACGGAAAGGGUGGGCGGCGGGUGAUGCGUGUAUGCGCGCGGUGCAUUUGGCUCUGCUCGUGCGUGCUGGACAGCCUGGUGCACCGACGCCGCUGAGUUCGUUGCCGUUUGGGUUCUAUGCGCGGACGUUUGGGGCGAAUGGGUUCGAGAUGCCGCGACCGUUUGGGGUGUGGGCGAUACAGAAUGUCCUGUUCAAGGUGAUGCCGGUUGAGGGCCAUGGAAUUGCGGCUGUUGAGGCGGCGCUUGUGCAACUUGGUAAGCUCCGGGCGAGAGGGCUAGGACCGGAAUGUAUUGCAAGGGUUGAGGUUCGGACGACCCGAGCGGCAGAUUCGAUCAUCAAUAAGCGAGGGCCGCUGCAUAAUGCUGCCGAUCGUGAUCAUUGCAUCCAGUACGUGAUUGCGCUCGCCUUUCUGAAGGGCUCGGCACCGGAGGCGAGGGACUAUCGAGAUGAGAGUUACUGGGCCAGGAGCGAGGAGCUGGCUUCUCUGCGAGAGCGAAUCUUCAUUCACGUUGACGAGCUCCUUACGAGAGACUAUUUGGAUCUAAACAAGAAAAGCAUCGGCUCCGCACUCACAGUUCACCUGCAGGAUGGCUCUGAACUGCCCGAAGUGUUGGUAGAGUACCCUGCCGGUCAUGUGCGAAAUCCUGUCACAACUCGAGCAGUGCAAGAGAAGUUCGCCAAAAAUAUGCGGCUAAUGUUUACCGAGAAGGAGACCUCGAAGAUCCUCCAAGAGGUUGAGAAGGACGACCUACUCAUCAUGGAUUUCGUCGAGCUUUUCGCGAGGCAAUCAUCACCAGGUCCGAGAUUGUAG